AUGGUCGAAUUAAGCAUGAAGGCAAGGUCUCUUCUCUUGGCUGUGGCUCUAACAGCGGUGGUGGUAGUCAUGGCUGCAGCUGAGGCAAGGGAGGUGAAGAAGGUACUCAAGGCAACACUCGGCUACUCAGGAAACAGCAUCGAGAACCAUCACAAUAUACCCAGAGAACAGUUCGGUGGCGGCGGCGGAAACAGCUAUGGAGGUUCCACAGGGCAGCUCCCUCCCUAUGGAGACGAAGGAGGUGGCCAGGGCAGUGGAAGUGGAGGCACCGAUUAG
Zingiber officinale is the source of this 276-nucleotide messenger RNA. Its product is annotated as glycine-rich cell wall structural protein-like. The coding region runs from base 1 to 276 and encodes 91 amino acids. The transcript has a single exon. The record is from RefSeq and is a predicted model, not a curated record. NCBI's taxonomy places the organism in Eukaryota, Viridiplantae, Streptophyta, Magnoliopsida, Zingiberales, Zingiberaceae.